UCGGCGUCUCAUCAAUCGCCCGGAUUUACUGUGCGUCGCCGUACCCAGUCACCCACGUCUCAUCCGUCGUUCGUGUGUCUCUGCCGUGCGCACCACCAGGUCCGUUCUUGGCUAGUUACCACCAACCCAUGUCUGUCGUGGAUCUCCAUCCGUGUCAUGCUACCAUCAUUCAUGGGUGGAUCUCGUCUGUUGCAUAAAAAAAAAAAGAAAGAAAAACGGGUGCAAGCCGACGAUGAAGAUAUACAUUCAUCUUUUGGAUGCAUUGCUGAGUGAAAACAGUUUGCAGAUUUAUGCUACCAUUUGGAGUGGAUCCAUAGCCAUUGUUGCAUCAACAUUGGAUUCCUUACUUGAUCUCAUGGCUGGCAGAAUACUUUGGUUUACUCACUUGUAUAUGAAGCGAGGAAAUAUUUAUAAAUACCCGAUUGGAAAGCUGAGGGUACAACCAGUAGGCAUUAUUGUAUUUGCUGUUGUCAUGGCUACACUAGGCUUUCAGGCGCUGUGCAAGAAUGAUCGUGUUGAUGCUGCACACAAGCUGUUUGUCAAAAUGUCAAGUAAAGGUUGCCCACCUGACGUGGUUAGCUAUACGACUAUGGUGUCUUCACUGUGUAAAGUAGGAACUGAGUCCAUGAAUCUAGAGAUACCUUUGGAAGAGACAUGGAAGGCAUUGUCGUCGUUCGCAUGUCUCCGCCACACGCGCUGCCAGGUUCGUUCUACCCUAUACUUUUAAUGAUGUUGUUUGUGUAUUUUUUAGGUGUUUGGAAGGGGUGGGGAGGAGAUGGAUUUAUUGCAACAGCAAGGGAUUCACGUAAAAAUUAUUCCUGGUAAUUGCAUUUUUGAAUGCUUGCAGUUUUAAGAACAGUUAGUAAGUUUCUCCAAAUGACUUUAAUGAUAUGAAAAUUCAUGUUUGAGAAGUUAUAGUGUGUUUAUUUCUCUUUGGACCAUAUUGGAUUAGAAUGUAACACCCGUUUAUGACUCAUGGACGAGAAUUGAAACUUCUUACUAUAUUCCGCUAUUGCAAGAAUGUAUAGAUAGGAAUUUAGCUGCAGAAGCGGAAAUUAUCCAUGGACAUAUCAUAAAAACUGGGACUCAUGAAGACUUAUUUGUAAUGACUUUUCUUGUUAAUGUUUAUGCGAAAUGUGGAGUCAUGGAAAUUGCUUGCAAAGUGUUUGAUAAUUUACCUAGAAGAAAUGCCAUUGCAUGGACAACUCUAGUGACUGGUUAUGUUCAGAAUUCACAGCCUUUGGUUGCUUUCCGAGUGUUCAUAGAAAUGUUGGAAACUGAAGCUUAUCCUACAAACUAUACGCUCGGAAUCGUGUUGAAUGCUUGUUGUUCCUUGCAAUCUAUCGAAUUUAGGAAGCAGGUUCAUGCAUAUAUCAUCAAAUAUCAUAUAGAUUUCGACACUAGUAUUGGCAACUCUCUUCCGAACUUCUAUUCUAAGUCUGGGAGCUUGGAAUUUGCAAUAAGAGCCUUCUACUCUAAGUCUUUUUCCUUAUAUAUAUGUUUAAAAAUGUGUCUUUUCCGCAUGUGUCUUUUCCGCAUUUGUCUUAGAUCUUUAGAAGACGACGUGUCACUGUUGUUGUGUUGUAUCUAUGUUUCAUAUUUGUAUCCCUACUUCUUAGCUUAUGAAGGAUUAUGCAUGUUGGAGUGAGAAUGUUGUGGGGAUACCAGUUACAGUUAAGUUCUACGUUUUGCUAUAUAUCUAUUUUAAUAAUACUUCUUUGCCCAAUGUUAGCUUUCUUUUAGUUUUCAGGGAAAAAAAAAAAGAAUCUACGUUUUGCUAUAUAUCUAUUUUAAUAAUCUGCAUUUUGUUUCAUUUUGAACAUUGAAUUUUGUUUUAGAUGAUUAUGGCGCAUCUGAGAAUAUGCUGAGGCAAUUCGAUAUGAACCUAGCCUUGGAAUGAACAGAAUGGCUCGGUGGGAGAGUGCCUGUAAUCUUGGUCUGAACCCUCCAAAAGACAUUGAGAUACUCUUAAAGGCUGGAAAAGUGCAGUUGGAGUGCUUGUGGGAUUCUCGAGUUUAAACUACUCUGCUUGCUGUGUUAUUUUUGUUUAAUGUAUGAAGUGCAUGCUUGUACUUUUGGACAAAAUGUUUAGCCCCUGGCUGAAACGAUAAUCACUAUUCAUGUGAUGUGAAUGGGCUAGAAAUAGAAUGUUUGCUGAUGACAGCUUCCUUGGUUAUUUACUUCUCAGUUAUGUUCAAAACCUCUUAUGAGUAGUUGUAUAGUUAAAUUUGGCUGAUAUUUUCCUUUCC
This is a messenger RNA of Benincasa hispida (wax gourd), 2249 nucleotides long. The record is from RefSeq and is a predicted model, not a curated record. NCBI's taxonomy places the organism in Eukaryota, Viridiplantae, Streptophyta, Magnoliopsida, Cucurbitales, Cucurbitaceae.